UGUUUUAGGUGUUACCGUGGCUAGAUUCAGGUUCAUGACAACACAGACACACCAAGGUCAUAACUUCCAGGCAUUCAAGCCUAUCAGAUCCUUCAUUAGUUCAACUUAACCAAUGUUUGGAAUUCAAUAAAGUGAGGAAACGUUUUGCUGUGAUCUUCUAUCAGGAACGUUCCAGGUGGAUCUGGUGUCAGAUGUCAGGUUAAACCUAGAAAUACAUUUCUUUCAUGAACCUCCAUGUUUCUCUGUGUUUUUAUUCCAGUUGUCAGGAAUGGUCACAUCUCGGAGGACACGGAGACCAUCGCUGACCAGAUGCAACUUCCUGUCCAGAGUGCCCUGACUGAUGACUCUGAGGAACCCGUCAUCAUGGCCUCAGAGGCCCUGGAGACCAUGGGGUCUGGAUGGGAGGAGGACCAGGUCCUGGAGAUGCUGGCUGCAGCCGAGCCAGAGGUUCCCCCUGAAGCCCCUGCUGAGGCUGCAGCUGUAGAAGCAGAGGUCCCUUCAGAGGCUGUGGUCUUAGUGGAGGUGGCGGCCCCUGUUGAGGCUGUCGUGGUUGAGGCCGCUCCUGUGGCAGAGGCUCCUGCUGAGACAGUGGUGUCUGAGGAGGCCCCUGUUGUUGAAACUGGAGCUGCAGUGGAGGUGGCUACCCUGGUCGAGGCAGCUGCACCUGUGGAAGCUGCUGCCCCAGUCGAGGUGGCUGAAACUGUCCCAGAGGCAGCUCCAGCCCCGACAGAGGAGACCCCUGCUCCAGCCCCGACAGAGGAGACCCCAGCUCCAGCCCCGACAGAGGAGACCCCAGCUCCACCCCCGACAGAGGAGACCCCAGCCCCGACAGCGGAGACCCCAGCUCCAGCCCCAAAAGAGGAGACCAAAGAUUCCCCAGCCCCUGUGGCCGCUGUCCCUGAGCCAGUAACCCCUGCUGCUGAGCCUGUGGCCGCUGUCCCAGAGGGGGCCCCCGCUGUGGAGGCCCCUGCACCCAGUGGCCCCAUAACUGACCUUGUUGUUGCUGCUGAGCCUGCAGCAGAGCCAAUAACCACCCCUGUGGCUGUGGAGGCCCCUGUAGCAGCCGUUGCCAAUGAGCCUGUGGAGGCCCCUGUAGCAGCCGUUGCCAAUGAGCCUGUGGAGGCCCCAGGUGUUCCGGUGGUUGUGUCGGCGGUGGCACAGGAAGCAGCAGCCUUGGUGUUGGCUGGACUGGCUGGGAAGCAGAAAGACAGAAACAGAACUAAGAGAAUCAAACUGAGAGGUCGCUG
Molecule: messenger RNA, 1247 nt
Organism: Oncorhynchus nerka (sockeye salmon)
Lineage: Eukaryota; Metazoa; Chordata; Actinopteri; Salmoniformes; Salmonidae
Product: skin secretory protein xP2-like
Exons: 2
Source: RefSeq, a predicted model, not a curated record